AUGUCUGAACAACAGGACACUGUCUCUGCUGAAUUAAAAUCCUGGCUUUUUUCAGCAAUAGCGGAAUCCAUGCCCAAAGCUAUUGCGGCUUACCACAAACAGGCUAAACCUGCUCCAAAGCCAACUACUGCAUUAAAUAUUUCCGACUCAGAAGAGUCUCACGAUUCUGACCAUGACGGGGCUCCGCGCAAGCGUCCCUGGAAGGGCAACAGUGUCUCCGCCGGUAAAGGCAAGGCACCUGCAAAAAAUGCUAGACUGUCACUUCCCUCCUCAAGCCUUCCAUUAUUGGAUCCCUUAGAGGGUUCCACAGCACACGACCUACAGGUCGUAGACGAGUACUGUGCAGGGUACUCGGACGAAGAAGACGAGAGUAAUACUAGGUAUGUCAAGGAAUCCUACACCAAACCAUUCGUGGUUAGCCCCAUGCCCACUAAUCCAUCACAAAAUAAGGAUCCUUUAACUGACAUCCUUGGAUGGUAA
Messenger RNA from Pelobates cultripes (western spadefoot toad), 480 nucleotides. The record is from the annotation of a GenBank genome assembly. Lineage: Eukaryota; Metazoa; Chordata; Amphibia; Anura; Pelobatidae.